ACGUGCUGCAAGUCGGGUUCCACCUCAGUGGAACAGUAACGGAGCCAGCGACUGCUACAGAACCAGAGAUGACCUACAAGGUGGCCAUCAGCUUCGACCGCUGCAAAAUCACCUCCGUGACAUGCGGCUGUGGGAACAAGGACAUUUUUUACUGCGCUCACGUCGUGGCGCUUUCACUGUACAGGAUCCGCAAGCCAGACCAGGUCAAACUCCGUCUUCCCAUCUCAGAGACCCUUUUCCAGAUGAACAGGGACCAGCUCCAGAAGUUUGUUCAGUAUUUGAUCACAGCACACCACACUGAGGUGCUGCCCACCGCCCAAAAGUUGGCUGAUGAGAUCCUGUCAUCCAACUCUGAGAUCAACCAAGUGCACGGCGCUCCUGACCCCACUGCUGGGGCCAGCAUCGAUGACGAGAACUGCUGGCACUUGGACGAGGAGCAGGUCCGAGAGCAGGUGAAGCUGUUCCUAUCUCAGGGAGGGUACUACGGCUCGGGGAAGCAGCUCAACUCCAUGUUUGCCAAGGUCCGGGAGAUGCUGCGCAUGAGGGACUCCAACGGGGCCAGGAUGCUGACGUUGAUUACAGAGCAGUUCAUGGCUGAUCCUCGGCUCUCCCUCUGGAGGCAGCAGGGGACAGGCAUAACAGAGAAGUGCCGGCAGCUCUGGGAUGAGCUGGGGGCCCUGUGGGUGUGUGUGGUGUUAAACCCACACUGCAAGCUGGAAGAGAAAUCCUGCUGGCUCCGGCAGCUGCGCAAGUGGGGUGAGAUGGACGUCUGUCCCCUGGAAGAUGGCAAUUAUGGUAACGAGCUUCCCAACAUCACUAACGCGCUUACACAGAGCUCCGGUCACAGCCAAGACUCCCUGGCCAGGCCCAGACGGACGGUGUUCACGCGGGCCAUCGAGGGCUGUGACCUGCACUGGCAGGACAGCCACCUGCAGCGCAUCAUCAGCAGCGACUUCUACGUGUCCCCCUCCUACCAGCGGGAGGGGGAGAGCCUCCUCUUCAACUCCCAGGGACAGCCCCUGUGGCUGGAGCACGUCCCCACAGCCUGCGCUCGGGUGGAUGCGCUGCGCUCCCACGGCUACCCCAGAGAGGCUCUCCGACUCACUGUUGCCAUCAUCAACACCCUGCGACUGCAGCAGCAAAGGCAGCUGGAAAUAUACAAGCAUCAGAAAAAAGAACUGCUGCAGAGAGGAGCAACAACCAUCACCAACCUGGAGGGCUGGGUAGGCCACCCUCUGAACCCCAUCGGCUGCCUCUUUCUCACCCUGACCGAAGCUUGUAGAUUAGAAGAGGAAAAUUGCCUUGAAAUUUCAGACGCUGGGGACUCCAAACCACCAGUGUAUCAACAUGUGCCCGUUGUGACCGGCAGCCAGGACGGUGACGAGUCCUACCUGUCCCUGGCCUUAGAGGUGGCCCUGAUGGGGAUGGGUCAGCAGAGAGUGAUGCCCGAAGGUCUCUAUGCCCAGGACAAGGUGUGCCGCAAUGAGGAGCAGAUCAUUGCCCGCCUGCAGGACCUGGAGCUGGACCCGGUGCUGGUGCAGACCCUGAGGAAGCAGUGCAUCUUGCUGCUGGAAGGUGGUCCCUUCAGCAGCUUGGGAGAAGUCAUCCACCGGGAGAGCGUCCCCAUGCACACCUUUGCCAAAUACCUGUUCUCUGCCCUGCUGCCCCACGAUGCUGACCUGGCAUACAAGCUGGCUUUGCGGGCCAUGAGGUUGCCUGUCCUGGAGACCACGGCCCCAUCUGGCGAUGUGACCCACCCUCACCACCUGGUGUCGGUGGUGCCCAGCAGGUACCCGCGCUGGUUCACCCUGGGGCACCUGGAGUCACAGCAGUGCGAGCUCGCCUCCACCAUGCUCACGGCAGCCAAAGGGGACAUGCUGCGCCUACGCACGGUGCUGGAGGCCAUCCAGAAAAACAUCCACUCCUCCUCCUUGAUCUUCAAGCUGGCUCAGGAUGCAUUCAAGAUUGCUACGCCAGCUGACAGCAACUCUGACACAACCCUGCUCAAUGUGGCGCUGGAACUGGGGCUCCAGGUGAUGCGCAUGACGCUGUCCACGCUCAAUUGGCGGCGGCGGGAGAUGGUGAGGUGGCUGGUGACGUGCGCUACUGAAGUGGGAGUGAGGGCCCUGGUGAGCAUCUUGCAGAGCUGGUACUCACUGUUCACUCCCACGGAAGCCACCAGCAUUGUAGCGGCCACAGUGAUGUCCCACAACACCAUCCUGCGCCUGAGCCUGGACUACCCACAGCGGGAAGAGCUGGCCAGCUGUGCCCGCACCCUGGCCCUGCAGUGCGCCAUGAAGGACCCCCAGAACUGCGCCCUGUCUGCCCUGACCCUCUGCGAGAAGGACCACAUCGCCUUUGAGACCGCCUACCAGAUCGUCAUUGACGCCGCCUCCACCGGCAUGACCUACACCCAGCUCUUCACCAUUGCCCGCUACAUGGAGCACCGGGGCUACCCACUGCGAGCCUUCAAACUGGCCUCCUUGGCCAUGACACAUCUCAACCUGGCCUACAACCAGGACACGCACCCAGCCAUCAAUGAUGUGCUCUGGGCCUGCGCUUUGAGCCACUCUCUGGGCAAAAACGAGCUGGCAGCCAUCAUCCCGCUGGUGGUGAAGAGCGUGCACUGUGCCACGGUGCUCUCGGACAUCCUUCGGCGCUGCACCAUGACAGCGCCCGGGCUGGCCGGCAUCCCUGGGCGCAGGAACUCGGGGAAGCUGAUGUCCACUGACAAAGCCCCCCUGCGGCAGCUGCUGGACGCCACGAUAAGCGCCUACAUCAACACCACCCACUCCCGGCUCACCCACAUCAGCCCACGGCACUAUGGGGAGUUCAUCGAGUUCCUCAGCAAGGCCAGGGAGACCUUCCUCCUGGCACAGGACGGGCACAUACAGUUCGCCCAAUUCAUUGACAAUCUUAAACAAAUCUACAAAGGCAAGAAAAAACUGAUGCUGCUGGUGCGAGAACGGUUUGGGUGAGCCCCGGCUCCUGCCAUACUCACUGGCAGGGUCUGGCCGCAGCACGGGGACUAGGGAGAGAAGAAGGAAGGAAAGUGGAGAUCAGCUUCCCCCCAUCGGCAGAGGCUGCUCUGUUCUGGUCUUCUGUUUCUUUUUUUUUGUUUGUUUUCUUUCUUUUUUUUUUUUUCCUUUUAGUGUUACUCUUUCUUGGAUUUAACCAUUUUACACACUGAGAGGAUCCAGAGAUUCCUUGGGCACAAACCAAAAGGCAACCACGGGGAAAAAGGAUGGUUUACUCAGCCCCCUGCCCUCCCUUGCCAAUACCAAAAGCUAACCUGGAAAUCUAAUACCUCUUUCCUGAAGGAUGUGGUCGCUAGAGGGAUACGAAGGUUGCAAAGUGAAAAAUCUUUAAAAUUAUGUGGGGAAUUUAAUGAAACAAAACAAAACAAAAAAAAAA
Molecule: messenger RNA, 3414 nt
Organism: Zonotrichia albicollis (white-throated sparrow)
Lineage: Eukaryota; Metazoa; Chordata; Aves; Passeriformes; Passerellidae
Gene: ZSWIM5
Product: zinc finger SWIM-type containing 5
Cellular component (GO): Cul2-RING ubiquitin ligase complex
Molecular function (GO): zinc ion binding
Source: RefSeq, a predicted model, not a curated record